GAUGACUUCAGUGUGGAUGUGUGUUCUAGGACCUGUGUCUGUAGUUGUCUUCAAUAAAUGAAUCGCAGCAUAUCUCUGGUCCAGGAAGUGGAUGCUGCCUCCUCUUUAUCCUCAUCUCCAUCCUGCCAUUGACUUCAACUCUGUGUGUGUGUGUUUGUGUGUGGAAGCUCACUCCAGGCCUAUGUGAGUGUGUCGCUGUAACACAGUGUAUGUGAGUGUGUGUCAUCCUCUCCCAACCCACCAUGUCCCCGUAUCCCUCGACUCUCCAACUGAGUCCGUCUGUGUGCCUCCACGUCCUCUGUGUGCUGCUGCUCCUCACUGACCUUUCCUGCGAACAAAUAGGAAAGAAUGCAACCCUGCCCGAACCCUCAACCCCACCCACCAAAAUACAAGGUGACAGGGUUGGUGCAGCCUCCAAACAGCCUUCCUCUAUUUCUCUCCCUUCGACCAACUCUACCUCUCAAGGGAUACAUGAUCAAAAUAAUACACUGAACAAAUCUGUAAUAUCGUCCAUCCCACCCACCCAACCUAUAGGAGGAACACAGUCCCUCACAUUCUCACACCCCUAUUCUCAAGACACAGUUACUAAGCCUGCAACCUCUCUGCCCCCUGCCAACACCACAAAGGCUUCUAGUGCUGGAACCAACACUAGCACUGGUACCACUACAUCCACAACUACAGUGACCACCACCAAAACCAAUGUACAUGUAACUACUCCAGCCAAAACCACACCAGCAGCAGCAACAACCACACCAUUAGCAGCAACAAUCACGCCACCAUCAGCAGCAGCAAAAACCACACCAUUAGUAGCAACAGCAACCCCACCAUCAGCAACAGCAACCACACCAUCAGCAACAGCAACCACACCAUCAGCAGAAACAGACCCAAAACCAACAACAAAAGGCCCAAAACCAACAGCAAAUACUACACCUACAACAACUUCUACAACAGCAAAAACUUCUACAACAACGACAACAAAACCAACAAAAGCACCGCGCCUUCCAACAACAGUAAAACCAAUGACCACACUUACAAGAGAUAACACAACUGUUACUGUUACUACAACUGCAGUAACAAUGACCUCAUCAUCUCCAUCAUCAGCAGCUCCCACGCUACAGCCACAUGUCCCAAGCAAUGGGAAGCCACCGGUUCAACCCAAUACUUCCUUUUCACCCACAAGGUCUGCCAAUGUAACUGUUACUGCCACCAGCACUAGUACACCUGGCACAAACCACAAGGAUCCCCCAAGAACGGGGUUAGACGAAGCCGGGGCUGCUCUGACUAAGCAGCUGGUGGAUACGGCAUCUUUACUGGCCGUCCUGCUCUUCGGCCUGCUCUUCUUCCUGGUCACAGUCGCCGUGUUUGCCACACAAGCCUACGAGAGCUACAGGAGGAAGGACUACACUCAGGUGGACUACCUGAUCAACGGCAUGUACACGGACUCGGGGGUCUGACGGAAGGGGCUAAACACAACACACAGAGAGUGUUUAGGCCCUUGGAGUCAGAGAUUGCAGAAUGGAGGAUGGACUGGAUGUUAACACGGCAGCUCUGUGAAGUCACAAGUUGCUACUGUUAGACGGUUUGGGGAGAAGCAGGAAUGAAAGGACUAUACUGACCCUAAAACAGUCACUGAUCUGUUUCUGUCUUUACUUAACACUUUGCUCUUUCCUGCUUCUCUUUCUCUGAUGAUUUGAAUAUGAGGAGGUUGGCUUGUCCCUUUUUUUUUUUUGGCCAAAUGUUAAGCAGCUUAAAUAGAAGUUACCCAGAUGUAACUCAAGUUCUACAAAGUACGUGUGUUGUCCUCUAAUGGGCCGAGUCCACCAUAAGGCUGGUAAGGCCAGCCGCCAUUGGUCUCAGGGUGGCUGGACCAAUCAGGAUUCUUCCAAGGUGAUAGAAAGUAGGCGUGGUCAACUGAGGCUUUACUUCCUGAGGAGCCUUUUUUUCCUUUUUGUAAUUUUUGGCCGAAAAGUUUAAAAAUCUGUCAAGUAGACAAGUGUUAUAGUCUCUUUGCAGAUGAAUGUUGUCACACAAAUCUAGCGCUUAUUAAGGACCAAAUUUUGUGAAUUUUAUGUCCAAGAUGUGACUGUAAACAGACCAGUAAAUGACUGAUACGCAAAAAAUUCAAGAACAUAAAAAAACUACUAAUUGGGCAGCAAUUUCUUAGUCGAGCAGCACCCUAAAAACUGAUUAGUUGUCUUUUAAGUAACACCUCUAACUAUCACAUCAGAUACACAUUAAAAAAAAUGAACUUACCCCUCUUGUUAUCGCAACAACAGGUGCCUAUUUGUCCAUAAUUUCGAAACACAUGUAAAAUCUGUGGGAAUGAGUUUGGCUAAAAAGGUCUAGCACAGAAUUGGGUGAUCAUUUAUACAUUAUACUUCAUAAACAAAUCAGAGAAGGGUCAAUUUGAACCGGGAGGACAAAAGUUGCAUGGUCGACGGGAAGACAACGGGAGGGUUAAGAUGUGUAUUUCAAAACAUUACCACAUUUACAUAAUAUAGCACGCUGCCAAAUCAAAUAUUUCCGAUAUUUUCAAUACCAGCGCUCGUCAUCGAUUAUAAUGAAUGAUUGAUCUAGUUGUUGAUGUCCAACUAGCUCACUCUUGAUAUUUUGAAAAGUUGCCUCAUUUCACUUUUGGAAAGGGCAGCAUUGGGGUCGAGGAAAUUUUCAAUCACAUGUGCACCUUUUUUUUUUUUGUUGUUUAUCAUAACUUUAGUCUUAUUUGAGUAGAUUUGUUCGCCAUUUUAUCUGAAAUGGUAACACUAUACUCAUUAAGAUAAUAGACAUCAUCACAGUUCACAAACCCACUUCGUCAGUCAACUUUGACCUACUGUACUGAUUGUCCGGUACAAUGAAGGGUCAUUACAACAUUUCAGGUCCACUCACUGUACAGAAAGAAUGGCCAAAAAUAAAAGAAAUAAGUUGGUAUAAAUGUAUUACAGUGGAAUUAUCCGUCAAACAUAGCUGUCAGAUUAAAUGCCAGUCCAAUCAGUAGCAGUAGUGCGGUUUAAAAAGUAUCUGACUUGAGUGACUUUACAGCAUGGGGAGCUGGAUGCGAACCAACCGCUUUCAUACUUUAAUCAAAAGUAAAUAACCACAUGGAAAAACUUCACAGGGUUCCACAGAAGUACAAGAGUUUUUCUCAGAAAGACAUUUGAGUUUUACACAGGUACUCCUACCAGCUCAAUACAGUGGAUGUGUCUUUCCAUCUCUCUGCAUUAAGCUUCCCCAGAUGUGGCCUGGUGUGUUGAAGCCUGAUGCCGGUGUGUCAGGGCCAAAGUAUAUACAGUCUGGUGUCUGGUUUAGUCAGCAGGCAGAGAGAGAGAGAGAGAGAGAGACCACUGUGUCAUGUUAGUCAAGUCAUCAAGUUGAUGAUAUUUUUUUUCAUCCUCUGUCAGUCUGUUAAUAUUGGCUCUAAGUGUUUUUGUGUCACGGGCAGUAGAGGCUUUGUUCACUCAGUCUGUUUGUUUGGAUGGCCACUGCUUAGCUUGGUGAUGACGUUAAAAGUAGAAGGUCCAACAGACAUAUAAAAACAAUCUGCCUUAUUCAAUUCACACUGAGAAUGAAUCAAUCCAGCCUGGUUCCAUUGAUUACACUGCUUUCAGGGACAUGAUCGAUCAUUUCAAAGAUUUCGCAACAGCCAGAAUAGCAGUAAGUUCUGAUUCCUGCACAUUACAAAAGCAGCUGUGCAUCCCCACCCUUAUUCUGCUGUUGCACACACAAAACUUAUUUCAGCUUGGAUUGGGACUGGUGGAAAUAAAUAUACGUCACUUUUUAACUGGAACUUUCUACAGAAAAUCUUGCCUUGUGUUCCAACCUCCUGAUGUGGAGAUAUGCGAGGAUAGGGCUGUUGUUCUAGACUUCAUGCUGUCAUUUAAUUAACCUUUGUGUACCGACAGAUUUUCUGAGUUAUCAGAGUUUCUAAAACUACAUGAAAUACGAGUGAAAGUGAUGGUAUGUGCAGACCUUUUCAGUGUGGGAAAACAACCUUUUAUGUGAGAGUUUUUCCCCCUCUUUUCAUUUCCCUUUCUUUACUUUAAAGACACAGUCCGACAUUUUGGGAAAUGGUUUUAUUUGCCUUAAAACUCACAAUUACAUGAGAAAAUUGCUAUCGCGUUCAUUGUUUACAUGGUCCAGGGGGUUUGUAGCAUUGGCACAAAGUGGGGAAACAGUUUGCCUUCACCAAAAGAGACAGUAGUACACUCGGUUACUAAAUUCCAAAGCUUUUUACUGUUGUUUUGCUGACGUAGCUUUCGUGCAGAUAACUUAAAGUCGUCUGAGUUCUGUCCAGAAUCAUGAUUAUUUAAAAGCAGGCUGCCCUGGUUAUGAACAGGACCUUUUGAAAACCAACGUACCAGCUGCUAUUGGUCAACAAAUACGACAGCUUCAAAGCUAACUAGUAAAACCACAGGGGGCUGCCACUUAGCAUCUGACUAGCUUAGCUGUGAUUUUAAGCCGUUUCAACUAAAAUGUUGUCAGCUUAAGUAAAACCUCAGAUACAGUGACACAGCUAAUUUAAACCACAGCAUCUGAGGAUACACAAACAUAAAACCACACCUAAGCUAGCUACAAAGCCAUAGCGCCAAAAUGUCUUAACAAUUAAACAUUGUUUACAUGUGUUAAAUGAGAUACAAAAAGACAUACAUGUAAUAGCCUAGCUUAGCACAAAUACGGGAAUUAAGGGAAACGGGUAGCCUCGCUUGCUCUAAUGGUUUAUUUUAUUUUUAUUUAGUUUUUUAUAUAUUUGAUAUCGCUCGGCUAACAGUUUCCCUAGAUUCCAGUCUUUGUGCUAAGCUAAACUCAUCCUGGGCCUUUCUCUGUACUAUAGUUAUCCAUGCAAUAUCAGAUGAAACAGAUUUUCUCAUCUUUGUGGUUCACAGCAAAGAGAAACACAUUUCCAAAUGUUGCACUGUGUCUUAAACAUUUCUUUCAAGGUCUUAUAAUUUCACUUACAUUACAUUCAGUUAGCUUUCAUUGAUGUCGAUAACAUUUCAGCUGUUCUCCAGUGUUUAAUGUCUCUAUGCACUUAUGUUCUGUGGUGAAUCUUGGGAACAAGGCCAUACUAGAUUGUUUAUUUGAAUAUAUUUGAACAUAUUUUUGUAUUUUUGCUCAUGGUGAAUGUAAUUGAAUUUGAAUGCUAAGCUAUUUUGGAUACAUUGGAUCAUAUGUCUUCUAUAUAAUUAAUCCACUGUUUAAACCUGUUCGUGACCAACUUCCAGGUUAUAUGUAUUUUGCUUGUUUAGAUGUGUGAACAUGAAAACAUUCAUCACCAUAUCUCAUAAUACAUUUAGGGCACAACCUUAUCAUUCCUGGUCACAUGCAUUACAUUACAUUACAUUACUCAUUACAUUCAGCAGUUUUUUUUUAAGAAUCAUGACUCAAAGUAGAAUUAGAUUCCAGUUCUGAGCUGUGGAAGUUAUAAAUGUGAAUGUACCGAUGUGAGUAAGUCUUGUGCAUAUCAUGUUGCAGUAACAUUGGAUAUGAGGGGUGUUCCCAAAGCUCUUAAUAUAUUAAUGAAGAUGUCUGUUGUUCAAAGACUGUCUAAAGGUGUGAUUUACAUAACAUGACAAAGCAGUGAACACAUACCUACACAUGAUGUGUUGCAUCUGUUACAUGUAUGAAUAAUAUAUGUUUUUAAGGAUUAUGGAUAAAUUGCCUUCUAACCUAUAACAAAUUGUUUUCCAGUUCUGGUGAACAGUUCUCAAAGCUUUUGCAAUAUGUUAAGAAGAACAAAUAUGAGACAGUAUCCAUGCUACAAACUGAAUUAUACUGUUGCCUUUUCUUUUCUUUACCAGCUUGUAUCACUUUACUUUGUCCAUGGGUUUCAUGGUUGAUGAAAAAAAAUUGCCAAAUAAUAACUGAAGCACAUUAUUGUAUGUUAAAGCCAAGGGAAAUGUAAAGCCAUCAUCAAUGAGAGUAAAUGAACGGUUGGCAUGAACUGUAGAUGUAAGAAGAAAGUAUAUAUGGGUUGAUCUGAAAGCUCACACUGCAAGAGAUGUGUUCAAAUGAAAACAUGAUACUAUUUGUAUGUUUCUGCACAUUAAGACAUGCAUCAGGUUUUGACCUCUAUGGUGGUUGACCCUGAUCUUUUUUUUUUUUGUAUUGUGCCAAUUUUGUAUUAAUUUGAUUCCAUGCCAUAACUGUUUUUGUUUUCUUCUUUUUUUAUUUGUAUUUGUAAAAGUUCCUCUAAAAUAAUAUGUGAAAUGACGUGAAUAUUCAAAUUUGUUCAGUAGAAUGUAGAGGUAAGAGGUACAGAAGCCCAGAACAAAAGAUAAACUUGAGAUCAUUUAAUUGGAAGAAGAAAAAAGUCUUGGUUGCUCUCAGCUUCCAUACAUGGGUGUAAAUAUGUUUAGGUUUGUUUUUCUUAUGAUCAUUGACUAGAUUUAAUAAUCCAAGCAGGUUUCCUUAGCAUCAAAAAAUAAUUAGUUCACUAUUACAGCAUAACCCAAACUGUCUUCUGAUCAUUAGAAGAAGAAAAAAAAUCAGACAUAAAGUAUCUUCCGUAGCUGCUCUCACAGUCUGGUGAUUUAAGGAGAUUACAUUGUUAUGAUCAUGAGGAAACAUCUAAUGCUAAUUCCACCCAUGGCCUCUAAUGUGUUCUGUAAGAUUGACAUUGAAAUGGCUCCUCUGACAGCUACAACGUAGAGUAAUAAUGUAUGUCCUGGAUGAUGUCACUGCGUCUAUAGAGUCAGUGGAGCAUUUUCAAGAUUUGAACAUUUUCUAACUAAUUCAGAGUUUCUCAGUCGUUCUGAACUGAGCUGUAAUGAUCCUGGAAACAGUGGCAGGAUUGUGUUCAGGGUGGAUUUGUGUUUGUGACUUUUUGUGCAGAGUGUCCGGAAAUGAAAAAAGAGAGGACACCUGUCGUGUGCCAACUCAACAUUGUACUAAUGCACUUUGAAAAGAUAUUUUUACUCGCAGAGAAUAAAUAAUAAAAAAGAACCAAAUUGAUCUUGUUGGUGUUUGAGUCAAUCAAUGUAGUCUUAUACUCUGUUUAAUUCAUAGCUGCCAGGUGUAGUGCAGUUACAGUAUAAUACCAUCAUUCCACAUGAAGAGAGCACUGAUUGAUC
Molecule: messenger RNA, 7067 nt
Organism: Scomber scombrus (Atlantic mackerel)
Lineage: Eukaryota; Metazoa; Chordata; Actinopteri; Scombriformes; Scombridae
Exons: 3
Coding region: 243-1454 (403 amino acids)
Source: RefSeq, a predicted model, not a curated record